Cryptosporidium ubiquitum is the source of this 1053-nucleotide messenger RNA. Its product is annotated as ribonucleotide reductase. Gene Ontology annotation, biological process: deoxyribonucleotide biosynthetic process. The record is from RefSeq and is a predicted model, not a curated record. The coding region runs from base 1 to 1053 and encodes 350 amino acids. Gene Ontology annotation, molecular function: oxidoreductase activity. NCBI's taxonomy places the organism in Eukaryota, Apicomplexa, Conoidasida, Eucoccidiorida, Cryptosporidiidae. The transcript has a single exon.
AUGACAGGAGAAAAUAAUGAAAAGAAGGUAGUUAUAAUGAAUGAAGAAGAAAUUGAAAAGCUAGUCAAUGAAGUCAAAGUUAAUGAAAAACAUGAACCUAUUCUGAGAAAUGAAAGAAAAGAUAGAAAUGAUAUGAGAGAUUUAAUUAAAGAUAUUUGGUUUAUGUAUAAAAAAGCAGAAGCAUCGUUUUGGGUUACUGAAGAGAUUGACUUAAGUCAAGAUACUAGAGAUUGGGAAAGUCUUAAAGACCCUGAGAGACAUUUUAUUAAAUACGUCCUAGCUUUCUUUGCUGCUAGUGAUGGUAUUGUUAUGGAAAACUUGGCUGUCAAUUUCCUAAGAGAAAUACAUAUCCCAGAAGCAAGAAUGUAUUAUGCAUUUCAAAUGGCUAUUGAGCAAAUUCAUAAUGAAACAUAUUCCUUGUUAAUUGACAGAUAUAUUACUGAAAUAAAAGAACGUCAAAUGCUUUUUGAGGCUAUUUCUCAUAUUUCUGCAGUUAAAAAGAAAGCAGAAUGGGCAACUAAAUGGAUGAAUAAUGAAAGAUCUUUUGCUGAGAGAAUUAUUGGAUUCUGUGCUGUAGAAGGAAUUCUUUUUUCUGGUAGCUUUUGUGCUAUAUUUUGGCUUAAAAAGCGUGGACUUAUGCCUGGACUUACAUUCUCUAAUGAACUUAUUAGCCGUGAUGAAGGAUUACAUGCUGACUUUGCUUGCUUAAUAUACAAAGCUCUUAAAUAUAAACUACCAACUUCUAGAGUACAACAAAUUAUCUCAGAAGCUGUUGAUGUAGAAAGAAACUUUCUUUGUGACUCACUUCCUGUUGAUCUUAUUGGAAUGAACUCUAGACUUAUGGCUCAAUAUAUUGAAUUUGUAGCUGAUAGACUCCUUUUUGCUCUGGAUAUCCCCAAAAUUUACAAUGUUUCUAAUCCCUUCGAUUGGAUGGAUCUUAUUUCACUCCAAGGUAAAACCAAUUUCUUUGAAAAGAGAGUCGGAGAAUAUCAAAUGGCUGGAGUUAUGGUUAAUCAAGAUGACCAAAAGUUUGACUUAGAUGCAGAAUUCUAA